This is a messenger RNA of Zalophus californianus (California sea lion), 1789 nucleotides long. RefSeq names its product transmembrane protein 71 (gene TMEM71). The transcript is spliced from 10 exons. Lineage: Eukaryota; Metazoa; Chordata; Mammalia; Carnivora; Otariidae. The record is from RefSeq and is a predicted model, not a curated record.
GUCUCUGGUUAUGCAGGCUGUUUUUGAAAGAAAACAAGAGCAGUUAUAAAGCUGACUUUCUCAAGAACUACAUGCCCUUUUAUUCUAGGAAAGAGCCAAACGAACAAGAGGCCACUGAAGAUAAAACUCUGCACACAGUCAUGUGUGCAUGCCUCUGUUAGAAGGAGGGAAUGGAUUUCCCUUUAUUACAAGACUUCUCGGCACCUGUUGACACUCUGACAUUCUUUUCAGCUGAAGAACCGCUAAGUCCUGGAUUUCUCCACUGUCGCCCAGAGGAAACUUUGCACAAAAUCUGUGAAGUUUGAACAAGCAGCCUUCCCAAGAUGUACCGAAUAUCUCAACUGAUAUCAACACCAGUGGCAAGUUCUUCUGGCUCUGAGACAAGAUAUACUGGAGAGCCGUCUCCCACAUGUGUUUUUCCAAGUUUUGCCUGUGAUUUCCUAGAUGGUGGCACUUCCUUCGAAUGCUGCUCUGUAGAUCUCCUGACAGCCUCCCACUUUGCCUGUCGCCGAAGUCCCAGACUCCUCUCCAAUGGCUACUACACUUGGACAGAAGACAGUUUCCUUUGUGACAAAGAUGGCAACAUAACUCUGAGCCCACCCCAGACCAGUGUUCUUUACAAGGAGAAUUUAGUUAGAAUAUUUAGAAAGAAAAAGAGAAUCCGCCGUUCCUUUUCUAAUCUCUUCAACCUCGGUGCCUCUAAAUCCUGACUGCAUGGAAACAUCUUUGGUGAUGUUGACUCUUCCCUAAGUGAGGACACCUGGUUAGAGGGGGUCAGGAGGCUGGACAUGUACCAUUGCAAUGAAAUCGAAACCAGUUUGUGGCGAGAGGUCUCCUUUCCAGCAAUUCUGCUGGCUGUGUGCUUCAUCAUCUGUGCAUGUGCAAGAUGGUUUCUGGGAGGAAUAAUAGCCAGUGUCUUCACAUGCUCGUUGAUGAUAACUAUUGCCUACACUGUCAAGUCAUUAUUUCUUGGCCUUGCCAGCCAUGUCAAAUCCACCACCUAUGCUCAAUUCUCAAAUCUAGUUUGUCGGAGAUUUUACAUGAAUGCGAUGUCACAGGAGAGAGAAAUCACCCAGCGCUGCCUGGUCUGCUUGAGGACCUCUACCUGUAGGGGCUUCUAUUGCCAUACCCAGCUCAUGGAAAGACCUGCCAUUUUGAUGGAGCAUCUACUAUGUGCUAGAUGUUGUAUCUGCCUUAUCUAUAAUUCCCUCCACGGUCCUGCCAAGGAUUACUUCAUAUUGUAGCUGCUGUAACAGGCAAACCCACGUAAUGCCUGAUGUGGACGAGGUGAUUCACCAUCGUUUUGUUUAAACAAAAAUAAGAACGUCCAAAUAAACAAGAGAGAACGUUACCCAUAAUCCCUCAACACAGAGACAGCCACUGCCAACAUCUUGGUGUUUAUCCAAGAAAACUGUCUUGGUUGCAAGGUUGAUGAGAUAUGAAAACAAGCCACCCAGUGAGAAGGACUUGGGGCAUGGAAACAGCCACCAUCUGGGGUCAAACGUGCGGCCAUUGUCCUGUUGGAAGCAGAGGGCUUGGCAGAUGACAGGCCCAGCCCCCUGCUAUGAUUUAUGGAAAGGGCAGCCAUCAGCUGUCACUCUGUAGGAAAGUCACCUGACUCCCCACCCCCAGUGUGGCGUUGAAGAUGGCCACAAAAAAGUUAGUUUUAAAGACGCUUUAUCAAAAAGGAAGCAGGACAUAAACUAAAAUCUAGUGUAUCGGUUCAUCACUGUGCCCUCCCCUCCCCCUUCCUGCCUCCUACCCUUCCUUCCCUCCUCCCUCUCCUCUG